Capsella rubella is the source of this 3191-nucleotide messenger RNA. Its product is annotated as telomere length regulation protein TEL2 homolog. The coding region runs from base 39 to 3074 and encodes 1011 amino acids. Gene Ontology annotation, cellular component: cytosol. Lineage: Eukaryota; Viridiplantae; Streptophyta; Magnoliopsida; Brassicales; Brassicaceae. The record is from RefSeq and is a predicted model, not a curated record. Gene Ontology annotation, molecular function: Hsp90 protein binding; telomeric repeat DNA binding. The transcript is spliced from 13 exons. Gene Ontology annotation, biological process: protein stabilization; telomere maintenance via telomerase.
AAUUCUAGUUUCGCUCUCCCCAGAGUUUUUCUUCUUCCAUGGCCGAAGCGACUAAGCACGAGAGAAAUCUUCAGAAAAUUUUGCUCGAAAAGGUAGCAGAAGCCAUCUCUACAAUUUCUGAUGCGAAGCACGUCGACCAGGUGAUCUCCGCUAUUCAUUCCGUCGCCGUUCUUCUCUUCCCGGUCGAUCCAUCUUUGUUUUCCGGGAGUAUUGGUGACAAGUACAGAGAAAGGGUCUGUAGCUCCGUAGUUCCUUCUGCAGAUGAGAGAAAUGAUUGGUCGCAGACGUUCUACAGAGGAGUUGCGUUUCCAACGUUUGCUCGGGUUUUGUUACUUGAUGUUGCUUCGGAUUGGCUGUCUUGUUUCCCUAUUUCAGUGCAGAAACAUUUGUAUGAUGUGUUCUUCUUAGAUGGACAUGUUAUCGAGGUUGUUCAGGUCUUGGUUCCUUUCCUACGUCAUGUGGAAAAUGGUGGCUUUGAUGAUAAUUCUGUCCAGACUAAUGUGGAAAGAUUGCUUAUAUUGUGUUUGCUCGAACAUGCUGGAGUGCUCAAGAUAACAAAGGAAAUUGGUGAUAGUUAUCAAGGAGAUGUUUCUAAGAAUGGAAGUCUCAAGCCUUUGUUAUCGAGGCUAUCACAGAUCUUGACCUCCAUUCCUGAUAAAGCACGGUUAAAAGCCCCACCAUUACUUUCUUCUCACUUGUACUUCAAGCACAUUACCAGUCAGCUUCUAAAAAUAUUGGAUAACCGAGCUUCCUGCACUGAGGCCAAUAGCACAGUUAUUGUUUUAUCAUUUGUCGGGGAAAUAUUUUCCCGCAUCUGUCGACGCGGAUUAUCAGAUUUGCUGUUAAGUGAAGUAACACCUCAUGUGUUAGCUCAUGUUAGGAGAUUAAUAAACUCAAAGAUGGGUUCUAUUGAGAUGGAAACAUUUCAGUUGGACCCUACUCCCCAGAUUUGGUCGAAAGCUAUGGAAGCAGUGACAGAUCCGUAUGCUGUUGAGAAAAUGGCUGAACAACUUUUACAUCAGCUAUAUGCUGAGCAUGCAAGUGAUGUUGAAGCUUUCUGGACUAUUUGGACUUUGUUUCAUCGCAAUGUAAUACAUCAAGCAUCAGUGAGGUCCAUAUUUGUAGACAAAUUUUUGCUUUGGAAAGUAUUUCCUAUACGUUGUCUGCGAUGGAUCUUACAGUUUUCAGUUCUUGAGUGCCCACCGGUUACUAAUACACUUGCUAAAGGUGAUGUCAUGCAAGGACUGCUUGAAACAACCCAGCGACUAGCCUCAGUUUGGUCAAAAGGGGAGUUUCUGCAGUCCGUCCCGUUGGAGCAGCAAGCUUAUAUAACUGCAGCUCUUGGGCUUUGCCUAGAGAACGUGUCAAGAGAGGAACUAGAUAGAACGAAGGAUGCAAUGCACAGUAUUCUUCAAGGAGUUAGCUGUAGACUGGAGAACCCAGGAGAUCUGGUACGGAAAAUGGCUAGCUCUAUCGCCUUUGUGUUCUCUAAAGUAAUUGACCCGAAGAAUCCUCUGUACCUUGAUGAUUCAUUCACUGGGAAUGCAAUUGACUGGGAAUUUGGAUUGCAUGUGGGAGGGGUCCCAUCAAUCACAACUACAAUGGAAAAUGAAGAUGGUGAAACCAAUACAUCAGCCUCCUUAACUGAAGUAAAUGGCUCUAGCCGCAGAGAUAAGGAAAAGAAAAAUCGCAAGAGCAGGAACAUUUCAGAAUUUGUAUUGGCUGAUCCUGAUGAAAUAGUUGAUUUGGCUACCUUAAACUGUGAAACAGAGAGUGAUAAAGAUGAUGGUGAUGAUACAAGUGUCAGCUCUGAUAAUUCAAGUGUCACUUCUUUGGAACCAUAUGAUCUAUUAGAUGAUGACAAGGAUUUGGGGAAACAAUUUACGCAUUUGGUCGAUGUGGUUGGAGCUCUUCGGAAAACUGAUGAUGCUAUUGGGAUGGAGAAAGCUAUAUAUGUUGCAGAGAAACUUGUGCGAGCAUCACCUGAUGAACUGACUCAUAUAGCUGGUGAUCUUGCUCGAACUCUUGUACAGGUUCGCUGCUCUGAUAUAACAAUUGAAGGUGAAGAAGAUUCAGCAGAAGAGAAGCGGCAAAGAGCUCUAAUUGCAUUGCUUGUGACCUGUCCAUUUGAAUCCCUUGAAACUCUUAACAAUAUAUUGUAUUCGCCUAAUGUAGAUGUAAGUCAGCGCAUAAUGAUACUAGAUGUCAUGGCUGAAGCAGCUCGGGAGCUUGCUAAUUCCAAGACCCUGAAACCUAAACACGAUUCAAGGGGACCUCUGAUAUCAAAUAUGUCAGAUCCUCAACCCUGGUAUUUGCCUAGCAAUGCGAGUACCCCAUGGAAAAAGGUCUCCGAGACAGGAUCUUUUCAUCUGAAUUGGGCAAAUCGAUUUGAGAGAGAGCUACAGUCAAAACCGGGACAGACGAAGAAAGGAAAAAGUCGAAGGUGGAGCCUCAAAUCAGCAGACAGAGAUCAAAACAGUACUGACUGGUCUCAGAAUAGAUUUCCACUAUAUGCAGCAGCAUUUAUGCUUCCAGCCAUGAAAGAGUUUGACAAGAAACGACAUGGUGUUGACUUACUUGGCAGGGACUUUGUUGUCCUUGGGAAACUUGUUCAUAUGCUCGGCGUCUGUAUGCAAUGUGCAUCAAUGCAUCCAGAAGCAUCUGCAUUAGCUAUCUCUCUUCUAGAUAUGUUGCAACGAAGGGAAGUAUGCACUCACCCAGAAGCAUAUGUUCGAAGAGCGGUCCUUUUUGCAGCCUCUUCUGUUUUGGUCGCUCUUCACCCGUCUUACAUAGUGGCAACCUUGGUUGAAGGAAAUCUUGAUCUUUCCAGAGCUCUUGAAUGGAUCAGAACGUGGGCUCUUCAAAUAGCUGACUCAGACAUAGACCGAGACUGUUACACGAUGGCUUUGUCAUGUCUCCAACUUCAUGCUGAGAUGGCUCUUCAAACUUCCCGAGCUUUAGAAUCAACCGGUGGAAGUAGCGGCAGCAGCAUUGGACCGAUGAACAUAAGUCUACCUUCUAAUAUUUCUAAGCUGACAUCAAUCAAACUCCCUUCUUCAAAUGUUCAUCUCUAGAAAUUGCAGUCUCAUUAAUUUGGCUGUAAUUGCUUCUGUAAAGUAACAUUUCUUCACUAAAGAACUCAUGUGUAAAUCGAUUUUUUAUAUCUAUUACAAAAUUUUGAGAUUUGAUAA